Messenger RNA from Folsomia candida, 1546 nucleotides. RefSeq lists its product as uncharacterized. The transcript is spliced from 6 exons. Gene Ontology annotation, cellular component: mitochondrion. The coding region runs from base 353 to 1219 and encodes 288 amino acids. The record is from RefSeq and is a predicted model, not a curated record. Gene Ontology annotation, molecular function: glycine N-acyltransferase activity. NCBI's taxonomy places the organism in Eukaryota, Metazoa, Arthropoda, Collembola, Entomobryomorpha, Isotomidae.
GUGUGUCCGACCGACCGACGCGUACUUAUGUACAUGUGUAUGUUCAUAUGUACAUAUGUUCGUAUACUAUUCAGCGUUUGGUUGUUGCAGUUAUAGCUUUGUUGUAUGUAUGUGAUGUGUUUCGGGUCUCAAGUAAAUUAAAAGGUUAAGUAACAUGUAGUUACCUAAUUUAUUUUUUGAAUAUAAGCCAUCCCCGAACCACUAGUCACAUCUCAGUUGCUACUUGGCACCAUUUCAUACACAUCGAGCUGAGUAUAACCUUUCAUGAGCUCUUGAUAACGUCAACCUGGUCCAAAUACGAGUCGUUCAGCUAUUAUAUAACACCAGUAACAGUAAAUAAUAAUAAAAAGCAAUGGGACUAGGAUUAGGAUUGACAGAUCAAGAUUUUGGGUUUGAGAAAGUGACCAAAGUUAAAGAUCUUCUUCCCGUUUUAAAGGAAAGGCUUCCAAAUUCAUGUAAUGUAAUCAAUAUGGCCAAAAAUUAUCACAAAUUCCAAAACGAAAUGACGUUUUACAUUUUACGAGCUCCACGUGACACUCCCAACGACGACCUUUGGAUUAUUGUUACCUACGCUCGAGAGGACUAUGGAAUCGAUAUCAACAUUUCUGCUCCGAGAAACUUGAAUUUCAGUGCAGAAUUCAAAACGGCGUUGGUCACUUCUGGCGUGAUUGAGUGGGACGAGCCCUUCAUUUUUGCCGCGACGGAUGCCAGCAUUUGCAAUUUAAUUCAGGAUGCAGUUCAGGAAGCAACAGGGAAGGACCCAAGUGCUGGCGAAAACCUCAUGUUCUACGCGUCCCCUCAGUACCACCCACUCGUGACCCAGUUCAGCGUGGGAUCAACGAUAGAGGUGAAACCGUUGGAUGUAAACGACGGAGCCAAAUUUCUCGUCGAGAACUGGCCGUUCGCAAGGACAGGAAGUCACGCAUAUGUUCGGAAGCUUAUCGAGAGAAAUUGCUCCUCGGGUGUAUACGUUGACAAUAGGUUGGUCUGUGGUGCUGCAUUAAAUGGCAGUGGAAUGAUCACCAUGCUGCACACACUUCCAGAAUUCAGACACAAAGGAUACGCAACAUUAUGCAUGAAUUACUUUGUGCAAACCUUAUUCAAAGAUAAUCUCAUUCCGUGUUGUACUGUUGAGACGACAAACAUCGCUUCCAUUAGUCUCCAGAGAAAAAUAGGACUUCAAGUGUCUCACGAUGUCUCAUACAUUCCAAGAAGUUAGUCCUGCAUGAGCCUGCAUGGCGUAUGAAGUUUAUUACUAAAGUCUUAUUUUAACGAAUAACAUUGAUUUCCAUUUUUGAUUUGCUUACGGAAUAUGACUUGUAAUAACGUGUACAUAAGAGAGUCUAUAUUAAGUGAUUUUAAAUGAAAACAAAAUCCAAGCUAUUUAUGUAAUAUUACAGCUUUUUUUAUAUCAUAAUAAGUAUGUAAUUAGGUUGGGUAAGGUUAGGUUAGCCACAAUAUAAUGAAGCUACUCUAUCAACUCAAAUAUUCCAGAUAAAAUAUUAACAUUUGGCAAUAAACAAACAAUAACCCUUUUUUACAAAUA